UUGAUUCGUCGUAGUAAAUAAUUUUUGUUAUCUAUGGUAAUGCGUUUCACAGGCGUUGGAAUUUGGGGUUUCGAGUAUCUUGUCCAUGAAUGGAAUGCUCAAACCUCACUGUCACUAGUGUCUGUGGCCUAAUCAGUGUCCGACAUCGUCCGGAUUGGAGAAGACAUGUCGUUCCAGAACCCGACGUUCGAUGGUGACUCCGAAGAUUUCCAGACCAAGCGCACCAACCUGUUCGCCGUGUUGGAUCAAGCCGAGAAAGAGUUGGGGUCGAAAAUCAAAAAAGUUACCACAGCUGACGCGCACGAUAUACUCAAUGGCCGAGUAGAACGCAGACAUGGUCGUUCGCUAACAAAUAAGUUCCGGGGCAAGGACAGUCUGUUCGUAAAACCCGAAAUACCGCCUUGGCGCAUUAUUGAAAAGCACCGUGCGCCAGAUUUCAAAUUGCAUCCGCAUAAAUGGACCAGAUAUUCAUUGGCUGACGUGAACGAUAUGAAUGACAAGAGUAAUGCUGCUGCUGCAUUUGCGUUUCUUAAAGAAAUGCAAACCAGGAAAUCUCAUGGUGACCAGAACGAUAACGAAGAAUCAAAGAAAAUAGUGUUCAAGAAAACGGUGAAAUCCAAAGAAUCAGAAGUUAAACCAAGUUUUCAGAGCAGUAAACUGGUUAUGCCCGAGUACGAAUUUGGAAAAAAGAUACAAAAGAAAAAAAAUCGACCUGAACGUCAGUCAGAUGGGGCUACUACCAAUAAAGAAAUUAAACUUGGACAUUUAAUGGAAGAUGAAAUUGAUGAAUAAUAUUUUGUUUUGUAUACAUUGUAAAUACUAGUUAUCUAUUUAUUUUUCGACAUAAAUUAUAUU
Sipha flava (yellow sugarcane aphid) is the source of this 855-nucleotide messenger RNA. Its product is annotated as protein TSSC4. NCBI's taxonomy places the organism in Eukaryota, Metazoa, Arthropoda, Insecta, Hemiptera, Aphididae. The transcript has a single exon. The coding region runs from base 166 to 792 and encodes 208 amino acids. The record is from RefSeq and is a predicted model, not a curated record.